AUGAAUCGCGAUUCGGAUGAACCAAAACCCGAUGAGAUAACCACUCUAUUGGCGGUCGGAAUAUUCAUAAUAAAAGCGCCGUCAGAUGUGGUACAGGUGCCUAACCUUCAAUAUCCAGCUAUUAAUCUGUUAAAACAAUCGCUUCAAAGUGAUAAAAAAGUGGUCCGUUUUGAGGUUCAGUUAAAGUGUAUUCAGACUAUACGAGCGAUAUUUGAACACUCGAACAGCAAAGUGUCCGUCCCUUAUAUCCAUAUCCUGGCGCCGCGAAUGAUAGAA
Messenger RNA from Oppiella nova, 276 nucleotides. Lineage: Eukaryota; Metazoa; Arthropoda; Arachnida; Sarcoptiformes; Oppiidae. The record is from the annotation of a GenBank genome assembly.